AUGUGUGCCUUGCUAACAUCUCCCACAGAAUGGCGGGUGAAGUAUCUGGACUACAAGGCUGGGAAGAAACAUGUCAAAGCAGUCGCAAGAGCAGCCGCUCGAAUGGCCGCAACACCUCGACAUCCUCCUACACCUGCGCUCCAAGCAAGUCGAAGUUUAUACGGCGCGACUGCCUUUACUCCACGCGUACGACCCCCAUCUACACUGGGCCAAGACAGCAAUAGCCAUCCCGCGACAGAACCUGCGAGAGCGAACCCACCACCAAAGGCAGAUUCGAAUCUUCCUGUAGUAACACCUUCUGCAGAAAAUCAGAAAACUCCGCCUAUGGAUAUUUCAAGAGGAAGGAAAUCACCUACACCAUCUGAAGCAGCCACGGCGGGAAAUUAUGGUAGUUUUGUUCCAACACCUCCAGCCAGAAAGCCUCAUCCAUUCGAACUUCCAGAGCCUGCAAUUACCCCCGAUCUUGCUCGUCGUCCCUCACCACAAUUUGGUACACCAUUAAACAAUAGACCUCGAAGCGAUAGACCUGCCCCCUUACGGACGUCAUCAGUCAACCUGCCAAACGCAUACGAGGUUGGGCCAACCACUCCUCCGCCGAAAUCUGGGUUCAAUUCCCUACGAGGAAGAAUUGCCCAGCAACGUACACCUCGUUCAACGAUCCGUCGUAUGUUCACCUCGAGCACACCUUUGACUACAGCCGAGCAUCACCGCGUGGAUACAGACAUGGUUGCUUUUGAUCAAGUGAGAACCAAGCAGAAAGACUUCUUCAAGUUCAUGGACAAAGAGUUGGUCAAAAUUGAGGAAUUUUACAAAUCAAAGGAAGAUGAGGCAGGACGUCGUCUGGAGAUUCUCCGUGAGCAAUUGCACGAGAUGAGAAAUAGAAGGAUAGAGGAGGUCGCUGCCGCGCAGCAAGCCAAGCUUCAAUACAAAAAUGGCCAUCCAAAUGGAAUCGGUUUGGAUGGCAAUGGUAAUCAGACUGGCGAGAUUUCAAGACCAACCUCACGAGAUGCACUCACUUCCUGGCUUGACCCAUUGGAGAGGGUCAUCGGAGGCGCCAAAGUGAAAGCUUUCGGCCCACACAUCGGAUCCAACUCCAAAGCCUUACAGAAAAUGCGUAACUCACCUCAUCUCCUACCAAACAAUAACCCUAAUAACCACGACGAAGGCGGUAAAGAUUUUGUUCGACGUUUACACCAUGCGGAUGAAGUUCCUUAUCGAACGGCGAAAAGAAAGCUCAAGCUAGCAUUGCAAGAAUUCUACCGAAGCAUGGAACUCCUCAAGUCAUACGCCCUUCUUAAUAGAACAGCUUUUCGCAAAAUCAACAAGAAAUACGACAAAGCCAUCGAUGCACAUCCACCACUGCGUUACAUGACCGAAAAGGUUAGCAAAGCUUGGUUCGUUCAAAGUGAUGUUCUUGACGCCCAUUUACAUGCUGUGGAAGACCUGUAUGCUCGAUACUUCGAGCGUGGAAACCACAAAGUGGCAGUCGGAAAGCUGAGAAGCUCGUCUGGAAAAGGCGGCGAUCAAUCCGCGAGUGCCUUUCAAAAUGGUGUUCUGAUAGGUACGGGUGCUGUGUUCUCCAUUCAAGGCAUUAUCUACGGUCGCGAUCUAUUGUUGCAUCCUGAUCCUACCGUCGUUGCGCAGACAAGCUAUCUACUUCAGAUAUAUGCGGGAUACUUCCUGGCACUCUAUCUAUUUUGCUGGUUUUGCUUAUGCUGUAGUGUAUGGACUAGACACAAGAUCAACUACGUUUUCGUGUUCGAAUUUGAUCCUCGACAUAACUUAGACUGGCGUCAGCUAUCCGAGUUCCCUUCAUUUCUCUUGCUGAUUUUAGGUCUGUUUGUCUGGGUAAACUUUACUCGAUACGGAGCCGCAGACAUGUACAUUUACUUUCCAGUGAUACUGAUAUUUGCUACGAUUGUUAUUAUAUUCUUUCCUGGCCCGAUUUUAUAUCAUCGGAGCAGGAAAUGGUUCGUAUAUUCGAAUUGGCGUUUACUUUUGGCUGGAUUAUACCCCGUUGAAUUUCGCGAUUUCUUUCUUGGAGACAUGUUUUGCUCUCUGACAUACUUUACAGCUAACAUAGAGCUUUUUUUCUGCUUGUACGCAAAUUAUUGGAAAAACCCAUCGCAAUGCAACUCUACACAUUCCAGACUUCUGGGAUUUUUCACUGCACUACCUGCCAUUUGGCGGACGUUACAAUGUUUGAGGCGUUAUUACGAUACUCGCAAUUUCUUCCCACAUCUUGUCAACUGUGGCAAGUAUGGUAUGACGAUUUUGUACUAUGUUACACUGAGUAUGUAUCGGAUAGAUCAGACCAACAGCAAACUAGCGUUAUUUGCGACAUUUGCCGUCAUCAGUUCAAUUUAUUCCUCCAUUUGGGAUAUUUUGAUGGAUUGGUCACUUUUGCAACCCAAUUCAUCAAAGCGACUUCUCCGUGAUGUUCGUGGUUUCAAAUCCACGUGGUGGUACUACGGCGCAAUGAUCAUCGAUCCCAUCUUACGAUUCAACUGGAUAUUCUAUGCACUGUAUACCCACCAAGUACAACAUAGCGCCACGGCCUCAUUCCUUGUUGCCUUCUCCGAGGUAACUCGUCGUGGAAUAUGGACUCUCUUUCGAGUAGAGAAUGAACAUUGUUCGAAUGUUGCGCGAUUCAAGGCAUCUCGAGACGUGCCAUUACCUUACUCUAUUCACACGAGUUCAGAUGAGGAGGAUCGCCCUCAGACCGCUGAGAGCGCUACAGAAGAGAACCACGUACAUAUUACGCCAACAUUAUCUCGAAACAGAAGCCACACCGGAACUGCCCUCGAAGCUCAACCUAUGGAUGGUGGUUCUCUACGAAGACGGCCGACACCGGUGCGGACCUUUACUAAAGUCCUAGCUGAUGCUCACACGCAGGAUUUCGAGAAGAGAAGGAAGCCUGGAAAGGGCGAGACAGACAGUACUGGCAAUAGAAGAAGGGAUGGCGACUCUUCUGUUGAGGAAGGUGAUUCCGCAGGAAGUAGUGAUGAGGAGGACAAUGAGGACCAGGAUCUUUUAGAUGCUGAAGCCUUAAUACGAGAGACAAGUCGCGAUCGACGAGAUCCAAGCCCUGAUCGAAGAGAUCCAAGACCUGAUCGUUCUUGA
Glarea lozoyensis ATCC 20868 is the source of this 3123-nucleotide messenger RNA. RefSeq lists its product as uncharacterized. Gene Ontology annotation, biological process: phosphate ion transport; cellular response to phosphate starvation. NCBI's taxonomy places the organism in Eukaryota, Fungi, Ascomycota, Leotiomycetes, Helotiales, Helotiaceae. Gene Ontology annotation, cellular component: cytoplasm; Golgi apparatus; plasma membrane. The transcript has 4 exons. The record is from RefSeq and is a predicted model, not a curated record. The coding region runs from base 1 to 3123 and encodes 1040 amino acids. Gene Ontology annotation, molecular function: inositol hexakisphosphate binding.